GAAUGAAAUAAGAACGCGUUUCUUAUUGUAAAUAAGUGUAAUGAAUAGCACGUAACGCAAUUAGAGAAACUUUAUUCUUAUCUGUGGGUUUAUCUUGUACUAUUUCAUCCGGAUAGUUAGUUUUUUCCCUUAUUCUUUUCUGAGUGCAUUGUCGUGUAUUGCUUUAAGAGUCGAAAAAAGAAAAAAGAAAAUUCAUCAUGACAUCAUUAAUCGUUACAACAGUGACAUUUCUUUUGAUUCAUAACAUAGGAUUUACCAGCAGUGCAAGAAUUUUGGCUAUUAUACCGACCCCUUCUUACAGUCAUCAAUUAGUCCAUCAAUCUAUCCUUAAAAAUUUAAAUUUAAGAGGUCACCAUAUUACUUUAGUAACCACAGAUAUAUUACCCGAUACAAAUUUAAAAAAUUUUACACAGAUCGACGCUAGUCGUUGUUAUGAUACUAUAAAAACGCUAAAUUUUUUAAAAACGAGACAUGAAUACUCAUGGUUGGAAAUUAUCGGUCAUUUAUUUGAAAUUGCAGAAAAAAUUGUCCUACUUAUUUUCGAAAUUCCUGAUUUUAAAAAAAUCUACGCACCUGAUAGUAACGAAAAGUUUGAUCUUGUUAUAGUCGAAGUUAUCGCAAUGCCAGCUUUUUUAGCUUUUGGACACAUAUUCAAAGCUCCUUUGAUAGGUGUUAUUUCAUCAGGGCUUACACAAUCCAGUCAUUUUAAUAUUGGUAAUCCAGUGAUACCGUCUCAUCCUUCAUCCUAUGAUUUAAAUAUAGGUAUUGGUUUGAAUUUAUCCUUCUGGAAAAGAGUACACAAUUUCGUUUUAACAUGGUGGCAUAUACAUGUAGUUUGUAAUAAUAAAAUGUAUAAACCGCAACAAAGAAUUGCAGAAAAAUAUUUAGGUAAUAUACCUUCCAUUAGAGAACUAGAAAAGAACAUAAGUAUUCUAUUAACGAAUCAGCUAGAAGAAAUUUCAUUUACCAGACCCAACGUUGCUAAUAUUAUAAAUUUUAGUGGUUUACAUAUACCAAUUAAUAUUACAAAUAAACCCUUACCAAAGGGAUUAAAAGAAUUCAUGGAUAACGCAUCGAAUGGCUUCAUUUACGUCAGCCUUGGAACAACCGUACAUUCGUCAAUGUUUCCGAAAAAAUUAUUAGAUAUAUUUUUCAAUGUUUUCUCAAAUUUACCGAUUAAGGUUGUAUGGAAAUUUAAUGGAAACAUCUUAAAAAUAUCUGAAAAUAUAUAUGUCGCAAAAUGGUUUCCACAACAAACAAUUCUAGCACAUCCCAAUUUGAAGCUGUUCGUUUAUCAAGGUGGACUUCAAAGUACRGAAGAAGCUAUACACUUUGGUGUACCACUUGUUGGAAUACCUGUAAUAGCCGAUCAAGAUAUGCAAGUUAUGAAAAUGGAAAGUUUAGGGACAUGUAGGAGCGUCGAUAUUUUAAAAAUGACGAGAGAAUCUUUAAACGAAGCAAUUAUGGACGUCUUAAAUAAUAAAAGUUAUAAAGAAAAUAUGUUGAAACUGAAGAAUCUUAUUAAAGAUAAACCGUAUAAUUCAAUGGAAAAGGUAAUUUGGUGGAUAGAAUAUGUUAUUCGUCAUAAAGGAGCACCUCAUCUCCGUUCUAGCAUCGUCGAUGAACCUUGGUACCAAAGAUAUGAUACUGAUGUGAUUGCUUUAUUAUCAGUUAUUUUGUUUAUAAUCUCUCUUCUUAAUUUAUACGUCAUUUAUAAAAUAUUCAUAUUUAUUAUAAACCUCUUAGAUAAGACAACCAAAAGAAAAAAAGACAUGAAUAGAUAA
Polistes dominula (European paper wasp) is the source of this 1784-nucleotide messenger RNA. RefSeq names its product UDP-glucosyltransferase 2. Gene Ontology annotation, molecular function: UDP-glycosyltransferase activity. Lineage: Eukaryota; Metazoa; Arthropoda; Insecta; Hymenoptera; Vespidae. The record is from RefSeq and is a predicted model, not a curated record.